Thyridium curvatum is the source of this 195-nucleotide messenger RNA. RefSeq lists its product as uncharacterized. The record is from RefSeq and is a predicted model, not a curated record. The coding region runs from base 1 to 195 and encodes 64 amino acids. The transcript is spliced from 2 exons. Gene Ontology annotation, biological process: mitochondrial electron transport, ubiquinol to cytochrome c. NCBI's taxonomy places the organism in Eukaryota, Fungi, Ascomycota, Sordariomycetes, Thyridiales, Thyridiaceae.
AUGCUGGGCACUGUCUUCGCCUCGGCCUUUGCCUUCGAGAUGGUCUACGACACCGGCAUGAACAAGGUCUGGGACAGCAUCAACCGCGGCGUACGUCCUCUGCAGUACCUUCCUGAUCUCCAAGCAUCCGAUACUAACGAGCAGCAGCGGCAAUGGAAGGACAUCCGCGCCAAGUAUGUCGAGGCCGAGGAAUAA